Messenger RNA from Seminavis robusta, 900 nucleotides. The record is from the annotation of a GenBank genome assembly. Lineage: Eukaryota; Bacillariophyta; Bacillariophyceae; Naviculales; Naviculaceae.
AUGCGUCGCAUUCCUUUACUCCUAUUCUUGACGAUUCUUCAUGUAUCGAAUGCUUUUUUCGUCACCAACACAGACCAUUGUACCAAAGAAACGGCGUUACACUCAGUGGUCGAUGACAUUGUUGAUUCAUCCAGGAACGUCCUGAAUGACGAAGAGCCCGGUGGUCAAAAGUCAACAAUCACCAACCGAGCUCCUCAUCUCAUUUUCCCAGGUGGCGGGCUUUUCUUUUAUUGGCAGGCUGGAGCUGUCACGUAUAUGAGGGAACAGGGUUACGACCUCUCUAAAGUGACAGCUUCAGGAGCCUCCGCUGGAGCCCUUACAGCUGCCUUGAUGGCUACAGAUGUUGAUUUCUACAAAGCCACAGACCGGGCAUUACAACUCUCGGAAAGGGCGGGUAUAUGGGACCGUUCAGGGGGACUCCAGGGCAUUUGGGGAGAUCUCAUAUACGAGUGGUUGGAUGACCUGCUCCCCGAAAAUGCCGUCGAGAUGGCCAGCGAUGGCAAGCUUUCUCUUCUGGUCACUCCCAUUCCAUCAUUUGGCAAGACGCGGGUGUCAAGCUGGAAAAACCGAAAAGAACUUAUCAAGUGCUGCAUGACUAGCGUUCAUUUGCCAUGGUUCUUGGAUGGAAAGCUCACUGCAAACUACUGCAACCAGCCCCACAUUGAUGGGAGCUUUCUGGCCAAGGCGCCUGAUUAUCUCCCGGAACAUCGAAGGCCAUCAUCCAUUCUGAGACUCGACUGGAACAGAGACCCAGCAUUGGCAGAGGGGGAGUUUUUUGAUUUUGUAAAGGUGAUUUCCCCGGAAGGAAUUUGGAACAUUCUUGAGACUGGCAAGGUGUAUGCAAAACUCAUGGACGAGCGAGGAAAAUUCAAGCGUCUGCCAAAGAUUGAUGGGCAAUGA